AUGACUCGGGUUGCUCGGAAAAAGCUUGUCGUUGUUGGUGAUGGUGGUUGUGGAAAGACUAGUUUGCUCGUCGUGUAUCAAAAUGGCGCUUUUCCAGAGCGCUAUGUUCCUACGGUUUUCGAGAAUUAUAUAGCAAACGUUCACUUGGAUAACAAAGUGGUAGAGCUUGCACUGUGGGAUACAGCAGGUCAAGAAGAUUAUGAUCGACUGCGUCCUUUGUCGUAUCCGGAAACCAAUGUGAUCUUGAUAUGUUUUGCGAUUGAUCAACCGACUUCCUUCAAGAACGUACAGGAUAGAUGGUUGCCCGAAGUCACCCAUUUUUGUGAAAACGUUCCUAAAUUGUUGGUCGGGACAAAGAUUGAUCUGCGGGAAAACCAAGCGCGGAUCGCCCAGCUGAAUGCAUUGGGUCAUCGGUUAAUUACAUAUGAAGAGGGCGAUCGAUUAGCAAGAGAAAUCGGCGCGAAAUACUACGAAUGCAGUGCCAUGGAGAACAAGUAUGUAAGCGAAGUCAUUGAAGCAGCCACACGCACUGCCAUGUCGGGUGGUAUCAUGCGUCUGCAAAAAAAGUUAUGCCGGUUGCUAUAA
This is a messenger RNA of Zychaea mexicana, 585 nucleotides long. Its product is annotated as small GTPase-binding protein. NCBI's taxonomy places the organism in Eukaryota, Fungi, Mucoromycota, Mucoromycetes, Mucorales, Lichtheimiaceae. The record is from RefSeq and is a predicted model, not a curated record. The transcript is spliced from 6 exons. Gene Ontology annotation, molecular function: GTP binding; GTPase activity. The coding region runs from base 1 to 585 and encodes 194 amino acids. Gene Ontology annotation, biological process: small GTPase-mediated signal transduction.